Gossypium raimondii (Peruvian cotton) is the source of this 1504-nucleotide messenger RNA. RefSeq lists its product as uncharacterized. The record is from RefSeq and is a predicted model, not a curated record. NCBI's taxonomy places the organism in Eukaryota, Viridiplantae, Streptophyta, Magnoliopsida, Malvales, Malvaceae. Gene Ontology annotation, molecular function: nucleic acid binding. The transcript is spliced from 10 exons. Gene Ontology annotation, cellular component: nucleoplasm. Bases 568 to 1254 code for a protein of 228 amino acids.
UGUUGAGUGGAUAACUAUACUCUCCCCUUAAGAGGAUUUUAAACCCCAAGGAUCAAAAUCCGAAAUCUGAGCAAAAUCCUCCCAUGUUGCUUCUUUUGGUCUCAAAUUUGCCCACUGGAUCAAUAGUUGCAUGAUGGUUCAAUUGUGACAUUUCACGAGUAUCGGGUACCAAGGCAAGGUAAAUUUUGGGUUGUCCGUCAGUUUUCAUUUCCAGUAAGUCUCUGCAAGUUACUCCCUUCUCUCCAAUUGAGCCUAUAGAACCGAAAAAUCCCCCCAUGUUGCUUCUUUUGGUCCCAAAUUUGCCCACUGGAUCAGUAGCUUCGUGAUGGCUCAACUGUGACAUUUCACGAUUUGAGUAUCUGGUAGCAAGGCAAGGUAAAUCUUGGGUUGUCCGUCGGUUCUCCUUUGCAUAGGAUCUGUAAUACCUGGCUGCUAGCUUUAGGUUCUUCUUUAGGGCAACCGACGUUCGCUUGUACGAUUAGAGUUUCAGACAAUCGACAAAAGGGUCAGCGUUGGCGCGGGGAGUGCGUGGUGAGUUUUGGAGGUAAAAAGCCAACAAUUUUCAACAUGCCUCGUUACAAAGAAGAUCCGCCAGCGGUUCGCGUCUAUACAGUCUGCGACGAAUCCAGAUAUUUGAUUGUGAGGAACGUUCCCGCGUUGGGAUGUGGCGAUGAUUUGCUGAAACUCUUUGCUAAUUACGGAGACGUUGAAGAAUGUAAACCAAUGGAUGCAGAAGAUUGUGAGCAAUUUACUGAUGUUUAUUGGAUCAAAUUUCGACUCAUUAGCAAUGCCAGGUUUGCGAAGAGAAAAUUGGACGAGUUUGUGUUCUUGGGGAAUCAUUUGCUGGUCUCAUAUGCUCCUCAAUUUGAAAGCCUUGAUGACACCAAAGAUAAGUUAGAAGGCAGAAGGAAAGAAAUCCUUGCAAGAUUGAAUUCUCAAAGAUCUAAAGGGCAUCCAGUUCAUCGCGUGCUCUCUUCCAAUGAGGCUCCAUCACUUCCUGCUUCAUCUCAUCAUAUUCCUAACCAGAUUAAUAAUCGACUGAGGGAUGUUGGGGAUGCAGAGUUCAGGUCUCACAGUAAUAAUGCUCGAAUAACAAGAGUGUCAUCUGACAAGGACUACUUCCCUUCCCAGUCAAUGAAUCAGACGGUUAAAACGGUUAGGGACAAACUCAAGAAGAUUCAAUCAAGCACUGAACAUUUGCAAGCCGGACCUACACCCAAGAAAACACGAGUGGACAAUAGAAGAAGAAUCUGAUCAACCUUACCAUUAAGACAUGCUUAUCUACAAGUUAGUCUUUCUAGUUUUUGUUAAAUUCGCUCUAAUGAAAUAGAGAAGGAAUGGAAUGGUAUUCGGUGGGAAUUGAAUAGAGAUAUUAUGCAAUUUGGUUGGGUGGAAUGUAAUAGAUGAGGAAUAGAGUAAUACAUUGUUUGGGUUACAGAAUAUGCAAAGAAUAAACAAAAUGUCAAUUUUAUCCUUUAUUAUAAAAUCAUAUUUUAUUUUAAAA